Messenger RNA from Cuscuta epithymum, 2052 nucleotides. Lineage: Eukaryota; Viridiplantae; Streptophyta; Magnoliopsida; Solanales; Convolvulaceae. The record is from the annotation of a GenBank genome assembly.
CCACAACUUAGCUCAUCAGGAUACAGGAAGGCCGAAAAGUCAAACCACCCUUGGGAACCAUGGACGGCGGGUUCCUAUGGCUAUAAACCUAAAAGUUCUUUAAGGCACCGUUGUUUGUCUACUUGGUUUGGUUUGGCUUUUUCUCUCCCACGAAAUGAAACCUACCUAGCGCGUCGUGCUUCUUCAUUUCUAAUCUAAUGCGGUAUAAGCCAAGCAUCGAGCGCUACUGAAUUUACCGCUGAUCUCUCCAUACGGCGCAAUGGGCAUUUAUUACCGGAUAGAGGAAAGGGACACUGAGGAAAGAAAAAGGUGGUUUUAGGGUGCAAAAGCUUUGGUGAAUCUUCCCACACAUCCUCGCAUUUCUGGGUCUGAGCCGCAUCUUUUCUUUCUGAUCUGCUACUUCGUUCUGUUGAUUUUCGCCUCCCUGGUAUUUGGGCGCUUUCAUAUUUGCUGGCUUCGUUCAUCAAAGUGACAGCCACAUUGAUUUGCUCUCCUCACCAUUUCCAAGAUUAGAUGUCAUUCCGCAGUAUAGUUAGGGAUGUUAGGGAUAGUUUUGGGAGCUUUUCAAGGCGUAGCUUUGAUGUGAGGCUUUCCAGUCAUCAUCACAGGGGAAGAUCUUCUAAUGGUUCGUUCCAGGACUUAAGUGACCAUAUCAUCCCAUUAGUUGAGAACAGCUGUUGGUCAAAUCUUCCACCAGAGCUACUUUUUGAUGUAAUUCGUCGGUUGGAGGAGAGUGAGAGCACAUGGCCGACUCGUAGAUAUGUUGUUGCUUGUGCUGAAGUUUGCAGGUCUUGGAGGAACAUGUGUAAGGAAAUUGUUAGGGGUCCUGACUUGUGUGGAAAGCUUACUUUCCCAGUUUCACUCAAGCAGCCUGGAUCCCGUGAUGGAACCAUCCAAUGCUUCAUCAAGAGGGACAAGUCUAAUUUGACAUACCAUCUUUUCUUGUGUCUUAGUCCUGCUUUGGUGGUUGAAAAUGGGAAGUUUCUUCUCUCAGCAAAAAGAACACGUCGGACAACAUGCACAGAAUAUAUCAUAUCAAUGAAUGCAGAAAAUAUCUCUCAAUCAAGCAACAACUAUAUUGGGAAACUAAGAUCAAAUUUUUUGGGGACAAAGUUCAUCAUAUAUGAUACACAGCCGCAAAGCACGAGCAGUAGUGCUCACAUUCUUCCUGAACCAGGACGAACAAGCCGUAGAUUCUAUUCCAAGAAAGUCUCACCCAAAGUCCCUACAGGCAGCUACAGCAUAGCGCACCUCACAUACGAGUUAAAUGUGCUCGGAACGAGGGGUCCACGGAGAAUGCACUGUAUCAUGCACUCAAUCCCUUCUUCAGCACUCGAUGCUGGCGGCACAGUUCCGGGACAGCCUGCUGAGCUCCUCCAGAGGUCCCUCCUUGACGAUUCCUUUCGGACCGCCUCUUUCUCUAAUAAAUCUCUUCUAGAUCCUUCCGCUGAGUUCAGCUCUGCCCGGUUUUCUGACAUUGGAAUAGCAUCUUCAUCCAAUGAAGGCGAUGAUGUUGGUGGAAAGGUGAAGCCGUUGGUUCUCAAGAACAAGGCACCACGUUGGCAUGAACAGUUGCAGUGUUGGUGCCUUAAUUUUAGGGGAAGGGUUACUGUUGCAUCUGUGAAGAAUUUCCAGUUGAUUGCCGCCACCGCUGGUGCACCACAACCACCAGUACCUGGUGGUGGAGCACCCCCAACAGUGGCAGCCGCCUCGCAGCAGCAGCAGUCGCAAAGCCAGCCGUCAGAUCAUGAUAAGGUCAUUCUGCAAUUCGGGAAAGUUGGUAAAGAUAUGUUUACCAUGGAUUACAGAUACCCGUUGUCUGCAUUCCAGGCUUUUGCUAUCUGCUUGAGCAGCUUUGAUGCCAAAUUGGCUUGUGAAUAGAUGAAGAACAAGCAAAGACCACCUUCAUAUUAGAGGGGGUGUUUGAUUUAUUACGUAGAUGCUGUAAUUCCUGCUUGUAUUUUUCUUUUUCAUUAAAACUAGAACUUGUUGAAAUUGCUGUGACAUCUCAAGCUUUUGUUUUGUUCAGUCAUAACAUUUAUUUUUACUGGC